Messenger RNA from Syzygium oleosum, 1424 nucleotides. RefSeq names its product protein E6. Bases 130 to 1158 code for a protein of 342 amino acids. Lineage: Eukaryota; Viridiplantae; Streptophyta; Magnoliopsida; Myrtales; Myrtaceae. The transcript has a single exon. The record is from RefSeq and is a predicted model, not a curated record.
UUUUCUAAAGGGAGAGCUUCUAUAAAAAGAGGACUGAGCAGACGUCUCACAUAGGAGCGGUAUAGUGAACACCAGCUAAGUUCACCAUUGUGUCUCUUUUUGCGCUGUUUCUGGAUCUGUAACCCCAAAAUGGCAGCCUCAACGAAAGGCCUCUCUGUUCUAUUCCUUGUGCUGUUGGUCCUUGCCCAUUCCCAUGUCCAAGCUAGAGAGAGCAAAUUCUUCAGCAAGGUCACUCACUCCACCAAUGUGGCAACCAGCGAUCACGUCGAAGAGAAGAAGCUGGCCCAGAUCGAGAUCCCUGCGGCUGCUCCGGAGUAUAGCCUCACGCCUGGCCCUGCCCCGGCUUAUGUUGAGAAGGAGUACGGUUACGGCCUGUACGGCCACGACUCCGACAUGCUCCCACCGGCUAGAGAGACGUUCACUCCUGUGACCACCGUCGCCGCCACCACCACCACCACCAAUGUCAACGAAAAGCAAGCCACCGCCACUCCGGCCACUGCCACCGCCAAUAAGGACAACAACCUUGAGGACCAGUUCGUGCGCGAAGAGCUCAGCGGCGAAAGCUUCCAGACAGGCUACACGAACAACAACUACAACUACGACAACAACAAUGGCUACUCCAACAAUGACAACUACAACAACAACAAUGGCUUCUCCAACAACUACAACUACAAUGGCUACGCAAACACCAGGGAAACCAAUGGAUACGCCAACAACUACAACACCAACGCCUUCACGAGCACGUACAGCACCACCGACCAGUCCGAGAAUUACAACACAAAUGGAUACUCCGGCAACGCCAACAGCAAUGGCUAUGGGACAGAGAGACAAGGGAUGAGUGACACCAGGUACGUGGAGAAUGGCAAGUACUCCUACAAUGUGAAGAGCGACAACAGUUAUCUCAAUGGGUAUGAGCCAGAAAAGGCAGCUACCGGGAAGCAAGGGAUGAGUGACACCAGGUACUUGGAGAAUGGCAAGUACUCCUACAAUGUGAAGAGCGACAACAGUUAUCUCAAUGGGUAUGAGCCAGAAAAGGCAGCUACUGGGAACUAUGUCAACUACGACGAGAACAGUUCGAACUCGAACGAGUUCGAUACCAUGGAAGAGUACUACAAGAAGCAGGGGUACCAAGAGAGCCAAGAGGUGAACGAGCCUUGAGAGCAGCGAUCGGUCCGUGAGCGAUUGAGAGAGAGAGCUCUGGACAUGGAUUGCAGAGUAGGAGAUUAAGCUAAAUUAAGAAAGAGAGGAUGUGUGUUCGUUGUGUUGAUGUUUCCAAAGUUGUUUUUUUUUUUCCUCUUGGGCACUUUUUAUUGAUUUGCAUAUGGAAGAAUGAUACGAGUUGCUUGCAACAAUUGAUGUUCUUAAGAGUAUUGAAUGCUUUAAAAAGAGCAGAACUUAUGGAAAUGCUUUCAUCUUGAUAGCAA